Molecule: messenger RNA, 954 nt
Organism: Dictyostelium discoideum AX4
Lineage: Eukaryota; Evosea; Eumycetozoa; Dictyosteliales; Dictyosteliaceae
Source: the annotation of a RefSeq genome assembly
AUGGAAAAUAUGUUAUAUAUAAUUAUAGAAGGAGGAUUAAAAAGUUUAAUAGUCAUUAUUGGAUUAUUAAUUGGAGUUGCAUUUGCAACAUUAUUAGAAAGAAAAGUAAUGGCAGCAAUGCAAAAACGAAGAGGACCAAAUGUAGUAGGGUUUGUAGGAUUAUUACAACCUUUAGCCGAUGGAUUAAAAUUAGUAUUAAAAGAAACAAUUAUACCAAUUGUAGCUGAUAAAUUAAUUUAUGCAAUAGCACCAAUAUUAACAUUUACAAUAAGUAUUGUAUUAUGGAGUGUAAUUGCAGUAGGAGUACAAAGUGUAUUUGCAAGUAUUAAUAGUGGAGUGAUAUUUAUUUUAGCAAUAUCAUCGAUAGGAGUUUAUGGAAUAAUAUUAGCAGGAUGGGCAAGUAAUUCAAAAUAUGCCUUUUUAGGAGGAUUACGAUCAGCAGCGCAAAUGGUUUCAUAUGAAGUAGCAUUAGGAUUAAUUAUAUUAAGUAUAAUAACUUACGCAGGAACAGUAAAUCUGCAAGAAAUAAUGGAAAAUCAAGAAAAAGUAUGGUUUAUAAUACCAUUAUUGCCAGGAUUUUUAUUAGCAUUUAUUAGUGCUUUAACGGAGACAAAUAGACCACCUUUUGAUUUACCAGAAGCAGAAGCAGAACUUGUUUCAGGAUAUAAUGUUGAAUAUUCAUCAACAGGAUUUGCAUUAUUUUUCUUAGGUGAAUAUGCAAAUAUAAUACUAAUGAGUGUAUUAUUAUCAGUUUUUUUUUUAGGUGGAAUUGUAAGUAAUAAAAUUCUAGGAGCAAUGAAAGGAGUUGGUAUGUUAUGUAGUUUUAUUUGGGUAAGAGCAACUUUACCAAGAUAUAGAUAUGAUCAAUUAAUGUAUUUAGGUUGGAAAUCCUUAUUGCCUUUUGCAUUAUUAAUUUAUAUAGGUGUAAUUAGUAUGGUUUUAAUAAUUAAAUAA